Dermacentor albipictus is the source of this 1395-nucleotide messenger RNA. Its product is annotated as O-methyltransferase MdmC-like. NCBI's taxonomy places the organism in Eukaryota, Metazoa, Arthropoda, Arachnida, Ixodida, Ixodidae. Gene Ontology annotation, molecular function: O-methyltransferase activity; S-adenosylmethionine-dependent methyltransferase activity. The record is from RefSeq and is a predicted model, not a curated record.
GCCGCCGUCUCGUUUCGAGGCCGUUGGGCCGUUCGUGGCCUCGCCAGGGUAGUUCGCCGCGAUCACGUUGUCGAUGCGGGUUGCUUCGCCGCUUAUCUGCACCUACGCCGGCCUUCGCUUCAUUUCCUGCUCGGCCGUCGAUACCGGUGCACGCCUGCUCCUCCUUUAAAUAUGAGCGAUCCUCUCGUCCGUCCAGGCGCUCGUUCGGCACCGCUGGACCGCUCCAUUGCGUUGUGGGCGACCAACGGGCGCGGUCAUUUCGUCAAGGAGGACAACCUGGCGUCAGGCUGCGCCGACUAUGUGGCCAACCACAGCGGUCCGCUUCACCCCGUGCUCGCGAAGUUGUGUCAGGAGACCCAGAAGCAGCACUUUCGUGUAAUGAUGAGCGACACAGCGGAGCUUCAACUCUUCAACAUCUUCCUCAAGGCCAGUGGAGCCAGAAAUUACCUGGAAAUCGGUGUAUUCACCGGUGUAAGUGCACUAGCGGCUGCCCUGGCGCUUCCACCAGACGGCCGAGUCACCGGACUGGAGAUCAACGCGGAAACCGUGAACGUCGGGAGGCCAUUUUGGAAAGAGGCUGGCGUCGACGGCAAGAUUGACAUCAUUAUUGGCGACGCAAAGAAGUCCCUAGAUGAUCUGAUCGCUCAAGGCAAAACAAACUUCUUCGACUUCAUUUUCAUCGACGCUGACAAGAACUGCAUGGAUGAUUACUACGAAAGGAGUCUGCAGCUCGUCAGACGCAACGGCAUCAUCGCUGUCGACAAUGUCCUGUGGCACGCGCGAGUGUUCGACCCAGCCAUCGACGACCCCGAGACGGAGGCCAUCCGGCGGCUGAACCGCAAGCUGGCGACCGACGAACGCGUCGAGAUCAGCUUCCUCACCGUGGGCGACGGCGUCACGUUCGUCAAGAAAUGAACGCAGCCACGGACAACGCCCAACGUCACUCUUAAUACCACACUCACACGUGUAUAGCACUCUCGAUCACGAUCUAUAGCCUGACGUGGAUCGAAUUUCUCAGUUAGCCUCCUUUGCAGAAACCGAAGUAGGAAGUCAAUUGCGAUCGAUAAUUUGAUUCCGAUCAAGCACGAUCACGAUCGAAAGUACGCACGUCUGGGGUAAAAUAUCUAUCCAAGCUCAAGGCCUCGCGCCGGUGAUCGACCGGUGAUCGACCUUGGACCAAGGACGGCCACUGUCUACGGUUGCAUAUGCACUGAAUGACCAACUGCGCACAGAAACACUUUGUCACCGCUGCGAUGUAGCGGCUACCAUGACCUUUGUAUAAUACAACAAGAACAGAGGCGCCGUUUAUCGUGCAUACAGUGAACGGCGCCGCCACUAUGAAAGAACGCGAAAUAUUACGUUCAGUAUUAAAGAACAUUCCGUUUGCUGCUUUUC